AUGAACGUGCCACGCACCUCCUCCAUAGCAGCCAAUUUGGAAAUCAAUAGUCUACAGGAUCCGACCAGAUUCUGCGACGAAGGACGGGCGGGCCUGGUUAGGAGUACAGUAUCUGGCAAUCUCCAGCUCACACCGGUCGUCAUGAUAAAACCUGUGCUGCCAGUAACCCUUGCGCUGACGCUUGGAGCUUGCUUUACCCACGCCGAAAAUCUCAAGGCCAAAAUUGGCUACUCCGAGGAGGAGCUUCUUGACGGACUUGUGCCAGUGCCAAUCGGUUUGCCGAACAACGAUCCCCAGGCACUGCCCCUGAUUAAUGGCUGCCCACGAGCCUGCGCGGCUGCUGGCUCAGAUGCUGCCAACUGGACGCAGCUGUACAAGGUCAGCCAUUUGGAGCCUUGCAACUCGACACUUCUCUUUGAGUUCAACGUCCAGAAUGAUCCAAGCCCCUUUACCACCAUACGUGCGUGUUAUACUGGAAGUGAAGUGAAAGACGCUUCCCCUAAGACACAGCGGCGCAGCUACCAAUCUUCUGGUCAUGUUGAGGAGGGUGCCACGUCGGCUGCGAAGCAGCCUCUUUGCGGUGCGGCGUCAAAUGUAACGUCCGAGGUCAAUGUCAGCGUUGGAAUCGAUUCGAUUGCCAGCGAGAUGCGUCCUGGUGCUGCUGAAGCGGUAGCGUUGGGCUCUAUAUCGGAGCUGACCUACAAAAGUCUGCUGCAGUGGAGCUGCUUCCCAAAUUAUGCAUCGCUUCUUGAGAAUGGUAGCCAAAGCGUCGAGAUCUGCGACUCUGACACAGCGCUUGAUUCCACAAUGGGACUGUUCGUCGCUCAGAGCUCCUCAGAACUUAGAAAACCGCACGAGGCACUCCGGAUUUGGUCUGCUGGAAAGUGCUUGGAGAAUCAAGGGCAGAGACAGCUCGAAAAUCGAAUACAGCUCCAGGUUCUGAGCUCAUCAGCGCUAUCCUCGUCCAGAACCAAUAACGCAACGUCCAGUAACUCGAAGUCGACUCUCAACAAUCGUUCCGAUUCCAUAAAGGCCAGAGGUGAGUGCCGCACCAUAACUGUGGCAGAUGGCGACGGCUGCGGCUCUCUCGCAUCCAAAUGCGGCAUAAAUGGCCAUGAUUUCGAGGGCUACAACUCGAAAAAGCCACAGUUCUGUUCCAGCCUUGUGAAGGGACAAUUAGUCUGUUGCUCAGAAGGAACUCUACCAAGCAGGCGUCCCAGCCCUGGGUCUGAUGGGGGCUGCUAUGCGCACCAAGUUGGCACUGGUGAGACUUGCGCGGGCCUAGCGGCCUCAUUCGACAUUACAGAAGACGAGCUUUUCAAGUGGAACAAGCACGUCUGGGGCUGGCAAGGAUGUGGGAACAAACUUCAGAGGCUGCAGAUCAUCUGUCUCUCCGAUGGCAACCCUCCAAUGCCUGCCCAGCUUGACGGAGUGAUGUGCGGACCCCAAAAACCUGGAACUGCCAAACCGAACGGGAAGUUCACAGGUGAGGAUCUGUCAAAACUUAAUCCCUGCUCCCUCAACGCAUGCUGUGACAGUUGGGGAUUCUGUGGAACAACGGCAGAGUUUUGCACAGUGUCACCUGCCGACACGGGCAGCCCAGGCACUCACCAGGAUGGUACAAAUAGUUGCAUAUCCAAUUGCGGCAUGGACAUAGUUCAAAGUCCCAGUGCCCCAAAAAGCUUCUACUCCAUUGGCUAUUUCGAAGGAUACGGCUUAACUCGUGCUUGUGAUCUUGUUGACAUCCGCAGCAUUGACGUCACCAGAUAUACUCAUAUCCAUUUUGCAUUUGCGACAAUUAGUGCAGACACCUACGAUGUUAACAUGGGACCAACUAUCAACCAGUUCUAUUAUUUCAAAAAAGUCACAGGUGUAAAAAAGGUUUUGUCCUUCGGCGGCUGGACGUUCUCGACAGAUCCUGCAACCUAUGGUAUCUUCCGCACCGGUGUAACCGGUGCACACCGGGCCACAAUGGCCCAGAAUAUUGCCAAGUUCAUCAUAGAUAAUGAUCUUGACGGUGUGGACAUUGACUGGGAGUAUCCCUCCGCCCCUGAUCUUCCUGAUAUCCCCCCCGGCAGCCCUUCGGAGGGGAUUGACUAUCUCCGGUUUCUAAUGACAUUGAAAUCACUGCUACCGGUUGAUAAGACAGUUUCCUUCGCUGCACCAGCGUCCUUUUGGUAUCUUAAAGGAUUUCCAAUCGACAGGAUCACUAAAGUCGUCGAUUAUGUUGUCUAUAUGACCUAUGACUUACACGGACAGUGGGAUUACAACAACAAAUGGAGCACGCCUGGUUGUCCAGCGGGAAACUGCCUGCGGUCGCAUGUCAAUAUGACGGAGACAAUCAAUGCUCUUUCGAUGAUUACCAAGGCGGGGGCGCCCUCGGAUAAGAUUGUCGUCGGUGUCACUAGCUACGGUCGCUCUUUCAAGAUGACAACCUCUGGGUGUACCGGCGUCAUGUGUACAUACGAAGGGCCCAAGUCUCAGGCUGCGCAGGGCCAAUGCACCCAAACCGCUGGCUACCUCGCGAAAGCAGAAAUCGACGAUAUCAUCGCAAACAAUCCAAGUGCUCACACCAGUUAUGACAGUGCGAGCCUCAGCGACGUUCUCGUGUACAACGAUCGAGAGUGGGUUUCGUAUAUGAGUGACAGCAACAAGGAGAAGCGGAAGAGUCAUUACAAAAGCUCGCAUUUCUUGGGCAUCAGUGACUGGGCAAUUAGUCUGGAUACCAGCCAUCUCCUACCUAUCAACCAGAGCAUGCCGGCCACUUCCAAUGACUGGCCCGAUGGCCCUUCUCUUAUAUCCGGAGGCAUUUUGGACUUGCGAGUCCACCAAACUUGUAUUGAUCGUAACCAUCUUGACAAGAUCAAGACGAGCUGGAAGGAUGCCGCGGCUUUGUCAGAUGCCACUAUGCAAUGGACUCGAUGGAAUAGAUAUCAAGACGCGAUGGAAACCUACUUCGGAAAACAGACACACAGUAGCCCUUGGUUCGGACCAGACAUUUGGUGGGACAAUUUCAAGAGACAGAACAACCUGCACACACGUUAUUGGUUUCAAGACGACUGGAAAUACGUUUACAUAUAUUGCGACGAAAACGACCUCCCGAGGAGAGCCAAGAAAGACAGGACAAAUAUCUGCUUCGAUGCUGACAGAGGCAAACCUGUCAGUGCAUGGACCUUUAACGUGCCUAAGAACUCGUACUCCAGCGAGUUUUACAUCCUUGUAUGCCCGGCAUUCUUAGGUGAAAUUGCGUCGUCACCGUAUACAGAUCUCGAGGCUCUUGCGGAGGAAUCGAAAAGUGAUGAUUUUGUCAAAAAGUAUAUUGAUAGGUGGAUGAGCGUACGCGGGGUGACAAUGUUUCAUGAGAUUAUGCACUUCAAAGGCAUAACAGUCCCUUGGUGCGGCGACGAAACCGAGAUCUACAAUCCAGCGUCGCUGUAUAGGCUCGCACGAAGGAAUACCGAUGAAAAGAACAGAAGACUCAACGUCAACGCACACACCUGGGCAGUAUCGGCCGUCGCAAUAUGGAUGAUGAGAAGGUGGAGCGACAUCUUCACCCCUCUUCCAUACGUGAUUCAGCACCCCCCUUCGAAGCGUGACGAUGGCGACGACUCUGAUGAUUUGAGCGGCAUCAGUGUAUUACCCGACGACCAAAGAAGAGAUGAAGCCACCGACUUUGAUGCUUCCCAGAUUGAUCCGACCAAAUUUCGUUGGCUCAGCCACUAUGGCCUAACAAGUGGAAUAACAUCGCCUGAAUGUACGGAAGGUGACUACAUGAACGAGGAGCAGUGCAAGUAUUUUUGCCACGCGGGUGACGAAGGAGAUUGCACCAAGAACGACGACAAGAAAGUAUGGACAUGCAGUGGCUGUGUUCAUCCUACGCAGUGCAAAGCAGGCGACUACAAGACAACAAAAGAAUGCAAUGCCAAUUGCUUCAAGGGCACAUGUAUCGACAACGAAACCCUUUGCCCGCCAGAGAUAGGGGACCCUAGUUGUAUGCCAACAGAAGUUGUACACUGCGACUGUCCAAGCUAA
Messenger RNA from Akanthomyces muscarius, 4032 nucleotides. RefSeq lists its product as uncharacterized. The record is from RefSeq and is a predicted model, not a curated record. Gene Ontology annotation, molecular function: hydrolase activity, hydrolyzing O-glycosyl compounds; metallopeptidase activity; chitin binding. NCBI's taxonomy places the organism in Eukaryota, Fungi, Ascomycota, Sordariomycetes, Hypocreales, Cordycipitaceae. The transcript has 11 exons. The coding region runs from base 1 to 4032 and encodes 1343 amino acids. Gene Ontology annotation, biological process: carbohydrate metabolic process.